AUGGCGUCCAAGCUCACGUUGAUGCGGCGCCUGGCGCUGCAGCAGGCGCGGUCGCUACUAUACGAGCUGCCGUGCUUCAUGCUGCUGGAGCUGCCGGGGCGGCCGCACGUCGUGUACGAGCUGCGGGACUACUCGCAGCAGGACGCGGAGGCGGGGUCGGAGGUGGCGCGCCACGACCUGCCCUUCCUCUUCAGGCCCUUCGAGGUGGGCCAGGCGCCGCCGCCCAAGGAGCGCGGCGGGCUGGAGGCGCCGCGGGACUCCACCAUCCAUGAGUACCUCAACUGGACGGUUACGGCUCAGGCGCUGGUGCGGGAGGACAACCUGACGACGCGUCCUGACACCCGGCCGCGCCGACAGGACUUCACCGGCUUCCGCGUGAUCGUCCUCCUGCCCCGCCUGAGGCCCGGCUGGCCGGCGCCAGGCGCCUACGAGACCGAGCAGCCCAAGCCCUGCGAGGAGCUGGGCGGACCCAAGAACCCGCUGCCCGGCCUGCUGACCAACGGCAAGGCCGUCUGCGCCGCCACCAUCCGCUGCGGCCGCGGCUACAUUGAGAUCCCGUUCUUCGCGACCAAGGAGUCGCGCCGCGGGCGGGGAUUCGGUCGGUGCCUGCUGGAGGCCAUCGAGGAGGUGGCGCGCGUGGUGGGCGUGUCAAAACUCCUGCUCUGCUCCACGGACGACGCGGGCACGAUCGCCACGUGGCGCCACCUGGGCUUCCGGGAGACCGGCGACGGCGAGCUGAUGGGGUGGGGCAUCUGCUGGGGCGACCUGCUGCACAUGACCAACACCACGCAGAUGGUCAAGAUCCUGGACCCCCCCAAGCGGUGGAAGAGCCUGGUGGUGCGCCAUCAGCACUUCGCGCAGCGGGCGUACUACCCGGGCGCGGAGCCGGCGCCGCGGGUGGGAUGGAAGCGGAGGAUAGAGCAGAGGGACAUGGGCGCCGACGAGGAGGAGGAGGAGGAGGAAGAGAAGGAGGGGGAGGGGGGUGCCGACGAAACGGACGGGGCUGCCGGCGGGGAGGAGAACGGGGGCACGGGGGAGGGCGAGAUCAGCCCGCGGCGGUCCAAGACAUCCAACACGAACAGCUGA
Ostreobium quekettii is the source of this 1086-nucleotide messenger RNA. The record is from the annotation of a GenBank genome assembly. Lineage: Eukaryota; Viridiplantae; Chlorophyta; Ulvophyceae; Bryopsidales; Ostreobiaceae.